This is a messenger RNA of Echinostoma caproni, 2376 nucleotides long. The record is from the annotation of a GenBank genome assembly. Lineage: Eukaryota; Metazoa; Platyhelminthes; Trematoda; Plagiorchiida; Echinostomatidae.
UCCCAUGAGACCGCAGUUCAAGAGCUAAGAAAAACUCACACUGCGGCCGUAGAAGCGCUGAACGAACAGUUGGAACAACUGAAGAAAGCCAAAAUUGCUCUGGAACGCACCAAGGGCCAACAGGAUUCCGCAGUGGAAGAGAUGCAAAAGCAGCUGCAAUCGGUUCAAACGAGCAAAAAUGAUCUUGAUCGUCGCCGUCGUCAAGUUGAACAACAACUGAACGAGGCGCACAUGAAGACUCAGGACUUAGAAAUGCAGCGGGGCGAUUUGGAUAACCGUUUGAACAAAGCAUUGGCAGAUAUCGAGACAUUGAACAAUACUGUGGAAGAUUUGGAAUCCAAACUAACCCGUGUGACUCGCUCGGAAGGCACAGCAGUUGCCGAACUAAACGAGCUACGCACCCGGCUGGAUGAAGAGACUCGAGUGAAGUUGGCUUUGCAAUCCCAGAUACGCCAGAUUGAAGACGAACGAGAAGGUGCUAAAGAUGCUUUAGACGCGGAGGAGCAAGUCAAAAUGGCACUGGAGAAACAUGUGCUUGCUUUACAACAACAGAUGCAAGAUGUCAAGAAGAAGGCGGAAGAAGAUGUGCACCAAAUCGAACAACUUGAAGAAGUGCGUAAGAAACUGGUUCGAGAACUGGAUGUUGCACUCAAUCGAAAUGAGGAGCUCAGUGCACAGCUUGAGAAAUCCGAUAAAUCGCGGAAGAAAAUUCAGGCCGAGCUUGAAGAUGCAACUCACGCUAUGGCCAGCCAGCGCUACGAUCAGGCCAAUAAUGAGCGUCGCGUGAAGAAACUGGAAGCUGCCCAUGCAGAAGCUAUGAAUCAAGUUAAUCAUCUCCAAGCCGAAAAGGAGACAUUCGACAGAGAGAUGCGUGAUCGCGAUACACGUUUGCUCAUGUAUCGAAACGAAAUCGAUAGCCUUAAGGAACGCCUCGAAGAGACUGAGCUUCAGCGAGCUGCUCUGGCUCGUGAAUUGGAGGACUUAGGCUCGAAUCGGGACGACGCGGGCAAGAGUAUGAUUGAUCUGGAGCAAGCUAACUAUCAACUAAAUCAGCAGCUGAAGGAGGCACGGCAACAAUUGGAGGAACUGGAGGAUGAGGUAUCAACAGUUACGAUGGAGAAGCAACGAACAGAGGUCCAGCUCAAUGCUUUGCGCACGCAACUGGAGCGUGAACUUUCUGGUCGUGAUGAAAUGCUUGAAGAACAGCGCCGCCAGACUAUGAAACAGCUGAGAGAGCUCGAAGCCGAGCUGGAGGACGAGAGGAAACAACGUGGUAUUCAUUUCGGUGUGCGAAAGAAGCUCGAAUCCGAUCUUGCCGAAUCCAAUCAACGCCUGGAUUUGGCUACGCGCCAGAAAGAAGAGGCCUUGAAACAACUGAAGAAGUAUCAAGGUGUCUCGGGCGGCAUACAACGCGAACUGGAGGAAGCGGUUCGCGCUCGGGAUCAGGCUGUGGAAUCGAUGCGCGAUUUAGAAAAGAAAUGGCGCUCCAUGGAGGGUGAAAAAAAUCAUUUGCAGGAAGAACUACAUGCUUCCGAACGAACUUGUCGAGCUUUACGGAGCGAGAAUGCUGCUGUUGAGGAAAAACGGCGUCUGGAAGCUCGUUUGGUCGGUUUCGAGGAUCAAUUAGAAGAGGCUCAGAAUGCGAUGGACGCUGCCGAAGAACGAUACAAACGAUCCCUUGCUCAGCUGGAGCAGCUGCAAGCAGACUACAGCGUAGAACGUACCAACGCGAUGCGUGCAGAGUCACAACGUGCAUCACUGGAGAAGCAGGUCAAGGAACUGCGUGAUCGGUUAACCGAGGCUGAAAAAGAAGGUGGCAGACGAAGCAAAGCUCAACUUGCCACUCUUGAAGCCCGUCUGGCAGCUUUCGACGAACAGUUAGAGAUAGAAAAGCAGGAUAAGAUGACGGUUACCAAAAAUUGUAAGCGUCUGGAAAAACGAAUGAAAGAACUGCUGAUUCAGAUGGAAGAAGAGAAACGUGGUGCCGAGAUGACUAAAGAGUCCUACGAAAAAGCUCAGGCAUCCGUCAAGCGAAUCAAACGUGAUUUAGAGCUGUUGGAGGAAGAGAAUGCGCAAUUGAAGAUGCAACGACGACGAUUACAACGGGAUCUAGAAGAAGCCACUGAGGCCCGAAUGAUCGUUGAACGGGAUUUGCAGAAUUUGCGCAAACUCCACCGUUCCGGUCCACGACUUCCACGCCCACUUGCCGGUAGUAUUUCCUCACGCACCGGAGAUGAUGGUGUUCCCGAAGAUGGUCAGUCGUUGACCGAGCUGGAUUCGGUGGGUAGCGGCGACGUACCGUCCAACAGUGGUGCUCCAGUGAACAACUUUAACAACGUAUCACCCGAAGUCAAUAAUGAAUCCGCUUCCAAAUAA